GACGCUAGCAGUAGGCCCGGAGCGCGCGGGCGCAGCGGCCGGGGAGAGGCGAGCGCCGGCCCGGCUCGCAGCCGCAUGGAGCGGAGCUCGGCCCGCGGCUCCCGGGCGGCAGUGGCGGGGGCGGCGCAGGCGGAGGCUGCAGCGCGCCGCUCGCUCACACCCACCCCCGCCCGCGGCCGCUGCGCCGCCCCGCCGUAGCCGCCGGCCGCCGGCGUCCCCGCGGGCCGGUCCAGCGAAGGCGGCGCCCGCGCUUCUGCAGCCACAGGCAGCUGCAAGCCCGAGGAGGCGGCUCCUGCAGCCCCCCUCGCAGCCCCGCGCCCUGGGCGGCUUGCGGCCAAAGCGGCCGGCGGGGAAGGAAGCAGAGGAAGCGGAGGUGACAAACUCUCAGGCGCGGCCCCGCGGCCCGCAGCCCCGCGCUCAGGCAUGCAGGCGCGGCGUCUGGCCAAGCGCUCCAGCCUGGGCAGCCGCCGCGGGGGCGCCGCGCUGCAGCCGCCCGGGCCCGCACUCGCGUCCGCCAAGGAAGCCGCGCUGCCCGGGCUCCCGCCUCCUGCCCCGGGCCCUGCCCCGGCCCCGGCUCGGGAGAGCUGGAGGCCGCCCUUGCCGCCGCCACCGCGCAGCGCCGGGACCGGCCCCCCUCGGGCCACCGGGGCCGUCGCCGCCGCCUCGUCGCCGGUGCUGCUGCUUCUGGGAGAGGAAGACGAGGACGAGGAGGGCGCGAGCCGGCGGCGGCGGGGGCUCGGGCCGGUAGAGGAGAAGCCCCGAGGGGGCGCGGAGGAGGAGGAUGACGACGAGGAAGACGAGGACGAGGAGGUGGUCGUCGAGGUGGUGGACGGCGACGACGACGACGACGACGGCGAGGAGCGUUUCGUGCCCCUCGGACCCUGCCGCGCGGUCCCCAAGGGCCCGGCCCGGGGUGCGCUGAAGGUGGGGAGCAUUAAGCGGGAAAUGACCUUCACAUUUCAAUCAGAGGACUUAAAACGUGACUCCAGUAAAAAGAUGUCUCAUCAACACCUGUUCCCCUUGGCCAUGGAGGAAGAUAUGAAAACAGCAGACACCAAAAAAGGCAAUCGGAUCCUUGACCAUGAGAAAGAAAACACCCGCUCCAUCUGUCUCCUUGAGCAAAAACGAAAAGUUGUUUCUUCUAAUAUCGAUGUUCCUCCAGCAAGGAAAUCUUCAGAGGAGCUGGACAUGGACAAGGUGACAGCAGCCAUGGUACUAACCAGUUUGUCAACCAGCCCUUUGGUUCGAAGCCCUCCUAUGCGGCCAAAUGAGGGCCUCAGCGGAUCCUGGAAGGAGGGCACCGGCGUGCCUUCCAGCAGCAGCAGCAGCGGCUACUGGAGCUGGAGCGCCCCCAGUGACCAGUCCAACCCGUCCACGCCGUCGCCGCCACUGUCAGCCGACAGCUUCAAGCCCUUCCGCAGCCCCGCACCGCCCGACGACGGCAUCGAUGAGGCGGAGGCCAGUAAUCUGCUCUUCGAUGAGCCCAUCCCCAGGAAAAGAAAGAACUCCAUGAAAGUGAUGUUCAAAUGCCUCUGGAAAAACUGUGGGAAGGUGCUGAGCACGGCGGCAGGCAUCCAGAAACACAUCCGGACCAUCCACCUUGGGCGUGUUGGGGAUUCUGACUACAGUGAUGGCGAAGAGGACUUCUACUACACUGAGAUCAAGCUCAACACGGAUUCCAUGGCAGAUGGACUCGGCAGCCCGGCCCCGGCUUCACCCUCCCAAUCCUUGGCUUCACCUCCUACAUACCCCAUCCCAGAGUCAAGCCGAACAGACACUCCUUGUGCCAAAACAGACGCUAAACUGAUGACACCCCUGAGCCGCUCAGCUCCUACCACCCUCUACCUCGUGCACGCCGACCAUGCUUACCAGGCCACACCCCCCGUGACUAUUCCAGGGUCAGCCAAGUUCACCCCCAAUGGCAGCAGCUUCAGCAUUUCUUGGCAGUCUCCUCCCGUCACUUUUACAGGCAUUCCAGUGUCACCAACACAUCCUCAUCCAGUGGGCACGGGAGAGCAAAGACAGCAUGCCCACACAGUGCUGUCCUCUCCACCCAGAGGUACAGUCAGCCUAAGGAAGCCCAGGGGCGAGGGCAAGAAGUGCCGGAAGGUGUAUGGGAUGGAGAAUCGAGACAUGUGGUGUACCGCCUGCCGCUGGAAGAAGGCCUGCCAGCGGUUCAUCGACUGAGACAAGCAGGGGGCCCGGCGCCCAGAGCCACUGCUGACCUCGCCUCCUGCUGCAAGUGCUGGAGAAAGCUUUUUUCUUCAGAACAAAACACAAUCCUGGAGCCCAGGGGAAGCACUUCCAGGAACUUGGUGGAAUUAGAGCAAAAAAAGCAAGAAAACCAUCACCCUCACUGCUCUUACUGAGAAUCCAAACCAGAGCAGCUAAAACUCUUUGUUUUCUGCAAAAGACAAGUCAACUUUGUGCUGUCUAUCUAGGUCAUAUCUUAUAUAAACUUUUGUCGUAAUUGUGCUAACAAAGCCCAUUUUACCUAGAAGGAAGCAGGUUUUUUAUAAGAUUUCUGCAUUACGCCAUUUCCAAGAUGUUUUUGUCACUUAAGAAAGAAUCCAUAAGGUACAUGUGAUUCAGUAGCCCUUGUACAAAGAAUGAUGGCUACUUAGUAGUUUUUUUCCCUGUUUUCCACUCUGACUUCUGGCAGCAGUACACAUCAUGAUGUGUUGCAACCAAGUGCAACACUCCAGGUAUCUUUUCUAUGACUUUUUCCAUGUUUUCUUUUUAAGAAUGGCCCCCAGACUAAACCCAGAAACGCCGUUAGCCUGGAAGGCCCCUGAGAGCAUAAACUCUCAGAGCAAUCAGCAAUGGAAAUGACAAGCAGACCCUGAGCAGAAUUCAGGAAAAUCCAGCUGCCACUGUUGGGACACAGCUCUUCAAAAUCCUUGGAUGUGGAAGAAGCUCUUCCCCAAGAUGCAGCACAGCUCAUCCUCUGCCUGCCUUGACUCAGUCAGGAACUGGCCCCUGUGGCCGUCUGGGAAAGCUCCGGUUGCUUCCCUGCGUGAUGGGAUAGAAACUGCAUCUUGAAUCUGGUUGUUACUGCCUGUCCAUCAUGAUUGUGAUCAUGCUAAUGGGUCAUAGUAUGUCCCUCAAAACUCCACCACUGACUGAUUCCAGAAAAGGUAGAAAAUUCCAGACUACCGUAGCAGGUUUGUUUAGACAAAAGAGCACAGCCGACAUGCCCCCAUCCGAUCUGAAAAUCGUUUGGUCUACAAACCAACCUCUGUCUUGAGUGCACUUUUUUAAUGGGUUUUAUGCUUUAGCAUGUCGGGGAGAUGGGUUAGAGAAUAAUAUCAACAUUUUAUGGGUAAAUGGGAGGUCCAAGCCUUUAUUUUUCUUACACAAUCUUGGAGCUAUUUGUCUAGCAUUUGCUCAGUAGGGAACACACAGAACACCCAAAGGAAAAUGCGCGGUAUAGGAAUAUUGGCAGAUAGUAGGGCAGGGGCUUGCAUUAGGCUCCAUAUCUUGAGUUUCCUAAACCUGCUUGAUGCUUGCUUGCUUGCUUGCUUGCUAGUUGGUUGGUUGGUUGGUUUGGGAGAAAGACUGAGUCAGCAAGCCCCACCAAUGAGUGCAUUCUGUGUCUACCCUAUUCUGGAAUGCCCUGCUAAAGAGUUAUUUUCCUAUACCUAUGCAAAAACAUAAGAGCACCUUAUUGGAGGCACUGUGUCAAAGCGGGAGAUGAAGGGCCGGCCACAGGAAUGUUUAAUUGCACAGGGGAAAGUUUAAUAUAUGUCUAGAGUGUGUAUAUAUGCUUUUUUAAAGAAUACAGAGAAGUCAUCAAGAAAUAAUGGAUAUCAUUUCAGAUAUAGAUAGAUAGAUAUAUAAGCAAGAGAAAUAAGAGGAACUUUGACAACAGCCACAAUGUGCACUCGUAUUUUGACAACUUGAUUAUUAAACCCUCUUGUGACUUUAUAAAAGUAUUCCUUGGAAGA
Molecule: messenger RNA, 3947 nt
Organism: Ochotona princeps (American pika)
Lineage: Eukaryota; Metazoa; Chordata; Mammalia; Lagomorpha; Ochotonidae
Gene: ZNF704
Product: zinc finger protein 704
Exons: 9
Coding region: 424-2187 (587 amino acids)
Biological process (GO): regulation of transcription by RNA polymerase II
Cellular component (GO): nucleus
Molecular function (GO): RNA polymerase II cis-regulatory region sequence-specific DNA binding; DNA-binding transcription factor activity
Source: RefSeq, a predicted model, not a curated record